Molecule: messenger RNA, 384 nt
Organism: Sphaeroforma arctica JP610
Lineage: Eukaryota; Ichthyosporea; Ichthyophonida
Exons: 3
Coding region: 1-384 (127 amino acids)
Source: RefSeq, a predicted model, not a curated record
AUGCCAGACUGGGCUUACGGAAACUCUCCGAUAUGGACAGAUCCCGCGUUUUCCGAUCUCUUUCUCGGAUCUGUACUUAAGAACCCGGCAGGAACCUACGGAUUCAGAGCUAAUGCUUUCACACCAGCCAUUAACUUGGUCUGGGCGGCACUCAAGGACUUGUACCGUCACCCACCGCGAGAGCUGAGUCCCAAUGACGUGGGGAUUGUAGGCGAGACCGUUGACCAAUUGGCGGGUGCCAAGGCCUACAGUCAAUUAGCCAAACACCACAACUCCAACUCAGACUCUUCGCUGUACAGUGCUAUCACCGACAUCCAUGUGCGCAUAUUGGUAUGGAGGGAGGCUGUAGUGGCUGAUAUAAAGGGGUUGUGGCUCUCAUGCUAG